AUGAAGAAAUGCGGCAAGCACAGACUAGAGGACCAUAAAGACGCAAAAUCACCUAUUCAAAGCCUAAUUUGUGACCCGAAAUGCGCCAACAUAAUUAAAGUAUUUUGCCGAGGGUUUGCUUGCGAAGAAUGUAGGAUUUAUCCAAGGCCUAGAAAUGCAGGAAAUCCAAGACUUUGGGUUAGGGAGCAUGGCAGUACUGCAGUGAUGCUAGAGAAAGCUAGGCGUAAAUCGCGUGUCACAACCGUCUCUAAAGACUCAGUACAAGACUACCCUACGGAUACUAAUAAAUUGAAUGAAGAGCGAUCUAAAGGUGCCCCUAAAAUCGGUUCUGAAAAUAGUCCACCGGGUGGCGCAAGCGAUUCCCUAGAUAGCUUGGAGGGCAUAGAACCGCAAUUCUGGGAUAACAAGAAAGAAAUGGUUCUCACGAGGUUGAAGAAGAACGUUAACAAAGAGUGA
Orbilia oligospora ATCC 24927 is the source of this 456-nucleotide messenger RNA. RefSeq lists its product as uncharacterized. The coding region runs from base 1 to 456 and encodes 151 amino acids. Lineage: Eukaryota; Fungi; Ascomycota; Orbiliomycetes; Orbiliales; Orbiliaceae. The record is from RefSeq and is a predicted model, not a curated record. The transcript has a single exon.